Messenger RNA from Papaver somniferum (opium poppy), 1935 nucleotides. Its product is annotated as aspartyl protease family protein 1-like. Bases 16 to 1473 code for a protein of 485 amino acids. The record is from RefSeq and is a predicted model, not a curated record. Gene Ontology annotation, biological process: proteolysis. Gene Ontology annotation, molecular function: aspartic-type endopeptidase activity. The transcript is spliced from 10 exons. Lineage: Eukaryota; Viridiplantae; Streptophyta; Magnoliopsida; Ranunculales; Papaveraceae.
UCGAAGUUGAAACCCAUGGCUUCCUCUUCUUUUUCUUCCCGUUCUUCUUGUACUCGUAAAUAUGUAGUUACUCUUUUGUUAGUGUUUUCGACAAAUAUUCAGAAAAUAACGAACUGCAAUGCAUUCCAAACUUUUGGAUUUGAAAUGCAUCACAGAUAUUCUGAUCAAGUUAAAAGUAUUAUGGGUGGUGAUAAUUUACCGGAAAAAGGUAGUCUCCAAUACUACACAGCUAUGGUUCAUCGUGACAAAGUUUUCCGUGGCCGUGCUCUUGCUGAAAAUAAUGAGGACAAUUCAAAGUUGCUCACCUUUUCUGAAGGCAACCAGAGUUUCUAUCUUCCUCUACUUGGAUACUUACACUAUGCUUAUGUUACGCUGGGGAUACCAAGUUUGUCAUUCUUGGUCGCACUUGAUACCGGAAGUGACUUGUUUUGGGUGCCAUGUGACUGUACUAGCUGCGUUCGGAACCUUGUGACAAGUUAUGGAGCUUAUGAAUUGAAUUUCAAAAUAUACAGUAGUAACUCAUCAGCAACGAGUAAAGCUGUUCCCUGCAACAAUAGUUUAUGUGAGCUCCAAAGAGAAUGCAGCGAAUCAUCCGGUCAAUGCCCUUAUCGAGUUGAAUAUAGAGAAAAUACUUCUUCUUCUGGAGUUUUGGUGGAGGAUGUCUUGCAUUUGAUAAUAGAAGAUCAUGAGCAAAAAGACAUAGAUGCCAGGAUAACAUUUGGUUGUCAGAGUAAUUCAGUUUUAAGCACUGGAGCUCCCAAUGGGUUAUUUGGACUUGGUAUGGGGAACACAUCCGUGCCUAGCAUUUUGUCAACCAAAGGCUUAAUUGCAAAUUCUUUUUCCAUGUGUUUUGGAUUCGAUGGAGUUGGAAGAAUCAACUUUGGGGACAAAGGAAGCUCGGACCAAGAUGAAACUCCAUUCAAUCUCACACAAACACAUUAUGAAGUUAGUGUGACUAAACUGAGUGUGGGGAGAAAUCUAAGUGACUUGCGUUUUAGUGCAAUAUUUGACUCUGGUUCAUCAGUCACGCAUUUGAAUGAUCCAGCAUACACGGCUAUAUGCGAGGGGUUUGACGCACAGGCUUUACACAAACGGAUUCCUUCUGAUCCUGGAAAUCCUUUUGAAUAUUGUUACGAAGUUAGGUUGAAUUCAGCUGAAUUAUUUCUACCAAACGUGACUUUAAUCAUGGAAGGAGGAAGCCAGUUCAACAUUUAUGAUGCAAUAGCUCUAACUAGCAAUGGGACUGCUACCAUAUAUUGCUUGGCUGUUGUCAAGAGUCCAGAUGUAAAUAUCAUUGGUCAGAAUUUUAUGACUGGUUAUCGUAUUGUCUUCAAUCGGGAACAAAUGGUGUUAGGCUGGAAGCCAUUUAACUGUUACGAAAUUGUUGAUCCAAGUACUGAGCAAAAAAUUCCUCAAAUUACAAAAGAGUCACCCACGACAGCAAAUGUUCAACGUUCACGGCGGAACUCCUAGGAACGGUUUGAAUUCUGCGGCUCCACAGUUUUCAGCUGGCAAACCACAAAUUUUAUACCUCAUGGCAUCAUCACUUUUGAUGCUAUUUCUUCUCAUUUUGCAAAUUGUUUGAUUUUUUUUUUUUGUUGCACAAUAUAAGAUGAAAUAAAAUUACCAUCUCAUUAGCUAUUAGAUGUUAAUCCACCUACCUUAACAGUCUUCGGAUUAUUUGUUGAGAUAGAAGAAUUUGUGCAAUAUGAUAUAAGUACAUCCGUGUCCUGAUAUCGGUUUUGAGUAACUAAUUAGCUUGGAGUGUUCUCCUAGACCUCCAAAUUUCACUUUAUAAAAGAGUCGAGUUAGUUUUUUUUCAUAACUUUUUUUGGUAUAAUAAUGAAAAUAAAGUUACAAAAUGUAAAUUAAAUUGAAGAAUUUACAAGAACUUUUGAACUUAACGCAAGUAAAUUUACAAGUAUGUAAACUAAA